Acanthoscelides obtectus is the source of this 4558-nucleotide messenger RNA. Lineage: Eukaryota; Metazoa; Arthropoda; Insecta; Coleoptera; Chrysomelidae. The record is from the annotation of a GenBank genome assembly.
CAGGGGACUCAGGUUGGUGUCCUGGGGACCUGGGGUUUGGAGCGAGUAUAUAUUUUGUGCUUUGGGCCACUGGAACAUUCCGAGUUUAACAAAAUUCGAACCUGUUUUUCAGUCAGUGUAUAUGUUUUGUGUUUUUCAGUCAGAUUUCAGUUUACAAUCGCCAACUGACAUGAGCUCCUUUUGUAAACGGGUAAUUUUAAAUUCAACAUGACUCUUUUUCAAGAGUUUUGAGACAUUGUUUUCUCAUAUAAAACAUUGCUUUGAACACGUGCGUCUAAAAUACGUUUUUCCGGAUUUCAUCAACUGAAAUGCAGUGCUGAUAGAUAAUCACAACCAGAAUUAAUUUAUCUUGAAAAAUGUUUAUCAAAUCGAUUGUGUUGGACGGGUUCAAGUCCUAUGGACAAAGAACUGAAGUUACAGGCUUCGAUGAGCAAUUCAAUGCUAUUACUGGGUUGAAUGGUAGUGGAAAAUCAAACAUUCUUGAUGCCAUUUGUUUUGUCUUGGGUAUCACCAAUCUCACCCACGUCAGAGCAGCCAGUUUGCAGGAUCUCAUAUUCAAGAGUGGCCAAGGAGGUGUCAAUAAGGCAACUGUAUCCAUAACAUUUGAUAAUACUAAUAAAUCACAAUGUCCUCCUGGCUUUGAAUGUUACUCGGAAAUUGUUAUAACACGUCAGGUGGUCAUGGGUGGAAAAAACAAGUACCUGAUGAAUGGCACAAAUGUACCAAAUAAGAAAGUACAAGAUCUCUUUUGUUCAAUACAACUUAAUGUAAACAAUCCUCAUUUCCUAAUUAUGCAGGGCAAAAUUACCAAGGUCCUGAAUAUGAAGCCUCCAGAGAUUCUGGCUAUGGUAGAGGAAGCAGCUGGAACUAGAAUGUAUGAAGUAAAACGACAAGAAUCCCAAAAAAUGAUGGAGAAAAAAGAGGCCAAGCUUGAAGAAUUAUCAGGGAUUUUGAAUGAAGAAGUAGAACCGAAGUUGAAACGUUUACGAGAAGAUCGUGAACAGUUUUUAGAAUUCCAGCAAAUUGAAAGAGAGUUAGCAAAACUAUUAGUUCUGCAUCAGUACUGGCAAUAUUUUCAGUCCAAAAAGGCACUAGUAAGUGCAGAGGAGAAGCUAGAUGCGGGACAAGAAGCUAAAGAAAAAAUGGAAGCACAAAUUCAGGAAUACAGUGACACAAUUAAAAAUUUGGAAGAAGAUAUAGAGAAGAUUACUCAAAGCAAGGCUACAGAUGCCGCUGAUAAGUUGCAUGAAAUUGAAGAUGAAUUAAAAAAGAAGGAAAAAGAAGAGGCUAAAGCAAAUGCUUCGUUGAAAACUAUUAAAGACAACAUAAACAUGGAGGAAAAGAAAAAAAGUCAGCUGGAAAAAAAUUUGAAAGAUGACACUAAGAGUUUGCAAGAAAAAGAACAGGAACUGAGCAAAGAUCAGUCUCUUUUUGAAACUCUGAAGGGUAAUGAUGAGAAGGAUAAUGAAGCUUUUGAUCUGGCUCAAAAGAAGUUUGAGGCACUUAGUGCUGGUAUGGAGGUCAAUGAAGAAGGGGAAGCACAAACCUUGCAGGAACAACUGAUGCAAGCAGAAGGUGAAGCUUCUAAAGUCAAUACUGAGAUCAAACAAGCCUUAAUGCAGCUCGAGUUUUGUCAGUCCAAAUUGAAGGAUAUGCAGAAAGAAGGUCGACAAAGUACAGGAGAUUACCAAAAAGAUGAAGCAGUUGCACAAAAAAAAGAAAAGGAACUGAACAUUUUACAGGCUAGGAUAGGAACUUUGAACUAUUCACAAGAAAAAAUGGACGAGCUGGUGGGUAAAAGGCGAACACUGAAUAACGAAUUACGCAAUCAAAGGGAGAGAGUUGAUAAUUUUUAUGCAAGAAGACCAUAUAUGAACUUUCAAUACACUGAUCCUGAACCGAAUUUCAACAGGAAAUCUGUGAAAGGUGUAGUUGCUCGACUUAUUAAUGUGGUGGACAAGAACGCCAGUUUGGCUCUUGAAACUGCUGCUGGAGGAAGGCUCUAUAAUGUUGUGGUGGAUACAGAAGUGACCAGCAAGAAGUUACUACAGAAAGGCAAUUUGCAACAAAGAACAACAUUUAUACCUCUAAAUAAAAUCAAAGGUAGUAAAAUUGACCCCAGUGUUGUUCGUUAUGCUCAGCAAUUGGUGGGUGUUGAAAACUGCAGGCCCGCGCUGUCCCUAAUAGAGUACGAUAACGGUUUUCAGAAUGUAAUGGAGUAUGUUUUCGGCAACGUGUUCAUCUGCAAAGAUCUUGAUACGGCAAAGAAAGUGACGUUCCACGAUAGAAUCAGGAAACGGUGCGUGACUCUUGGAGGUGAUGUCACGGAUCCAGGAGGUACACUCAGUGGAGGUGCAACUCCAAAAGGCGGUUCAGUCCUUAUGCAACUCGACGAUAUCAAACAGUUCGAGGACCAGUUGAGUGUGAAAGAAAAAGAAUUGGUCAAAAUAGAAAACGAAAUCCAAAGAAUGAGCAGUACCCAAGAAAGUUACACAACCUUACAACAGCAGAUAGAUAUGACGGAACAUGAGUUGCGUCUUGUGAAUCAGAGACUGCAGAAUACAUCACAUCACAGACAUCGGGAAGAAAUGAAUAAUCUCAAAGUUCAAAUAGAUGAGUUACAACAACAAAUAUCGGCAUGCAAAGAUACAGAAGCAAAGUGCAGGCAAAAAGCAAAAGAACUAAAAGAUAAGAUGAAAGAUUCUAAAGGUUAUAAAGAAAAACAACUGAAAGAGGCUGAAAAAGAGAUGAAAGCACUUAAACAGAAAGCGGACAAGAGUAGGAAGGCAUUUAAACAGCGAGAACAAGACUAUGCUACUUUGACCUUGGAAAUUUCUGAAUUAAAAAAAGGCCUGGACAGUAUAAGAGAGCAGAUCAAGGCUUGUGAAGAAGCUAUAGAGAAGUAUAAACAGGAAUAUGCAGAAAAUUCUACUGGUAUCACUGAACUCAAGGAAACAGUCAAGACUUUACAGUCUGAAGUGAAGAAAGCCAAGGCUGCCAUAGCUGAGAAGAAUAAAGAUAUACAAAGGAAAAACCAUGAAAAAGAAAAGUUACAAUCAAAGAUUACAGAACUAGAAUUGAAAAUAAAGGAACAUGGACACGAAUUCAAAAGCUUACAGGAUGCUCAUAAAAAUGCCAAAAGAAGGGAAGAAGAACUUUUGAAGAAAAUAAAGACAGAUCAUACGAAUUAUCAAAAAGCUGCGGAGAUGUCUUCAAAAGAGGGCUUAGAGUUAGAAUCUAAGAUCAAAAGUAAUCAAGAGAGAAAGCAAAAGUUAUCCAGAAUCGUGAAUACUAAGGCUCAAAGCAUGUUUGAAGAAGAAGAGAAAGUGUACAAUGAGCUGAAGAAAAAGAUGAGGCUGACUGAAAAAGAUCGCGAUUCUAUCAGAGAUACGAUAAAAGAUAUGGACCAGCAAAAAGAAAAUGCUUUAAAUGUUGCUUACAAACAAGUGUCAAAAGAUUUUGGGUCAAUAUUCAGCACAUUGUUACCUGGAGCUAACGCUAAAUUGGUACCUCCUCCUGGGAAAUCGAUUUUGCAAGGAUUGGAGGUCAAGGUGUCCCUCGGAGGUGUGUGGAAAGAAAGUCUGACGGAGCUGAGUGGAGGUCAGAGGUCACUAGCAGCGUUAAGUCUAAUUCUAGCGAUGUUGUUGUUCAAACCAGCACCACUGUAUAUUCUGGACGAAGUCGAUGCUGCUUUGGAUCUGUCGCAUACACAGAACAUUGGUAACAUGCUGAAAAGCCACUUCAAAAAGAGUCAGUUUAUCAUCGUAUCUUUAAAAGACGGAAUGUUCAACAAUGCAAACGUAUUAUUCAGAACAAAAUUCAUCGAUGGAGUAUCCACAGUCGCCAGAACUGUCAACAGAUCAAGAUGAACAAUAGAUCUCUGAGCAUCAUUAUCGGUUUUCCAUUCCAAUCACUGGUAAUUUAUAAAUGUCUUUGAUAAUAAGCCAGAAGUGUUUUAUUGCAUUUGAUAAUUAAAUUUUGUAUUUUCAAUAUAUAUUUUAAGUACGUAUAUAUAAUCAGAUUUUAUUGCAUUUUAUUGCUAUAAUAGUUUCUACUUUAGUCCAGAUCACAAAACUAUGUGAGUGACUAAAACGGGCAACAGACAUUGACUACAACAUAUCGACCGAAAAAGGUUAAUAAAAGGAUAUGUUUAUUGUUCAAAUAUUUAUUAUAAAUGUCCAUAUACAUAUGAUAAAUAGGGCAAUAACAAAAAUAAGUGUAGCAUACAAGGUGUAAAUAUAAGAUGCUUCUAGACGAAAAUACAAUCGUAUGCUUAUAAUUACGUGAAUUUGCAGAAACAUGUCAACCGUCGUGUAUUUGGUAGCUUUACUUAACGAAAUAUAUGUAAACUUCCUGUGCUCAUCCUUUCUUGGCGACAUAAUAUCAAACAUCAGAACUUGAGGUCUUUGAUUACUUGAGGUAGGUCUGGCAGUUUCAUCUCCUUGAUUUGCUGUGGGAUAUUCAUAUUUUUCAUUGCUGAAACAGCCCUCGCCGGGGCUGCAGCGAUUCCAGCCUGCAAAAAAAGAGUUUUCUUUUAAACGCACACGCUGCAUUGACA